AUGUUGUUCUCACGCACUGGUCUCCUAGCUCCUUCGCUGGCUUCGCUGCUCUUCACAGGUAAUGCAAUUGCCGACGAUGCGGGCGCCAGAGCGCGCGACUCCCUUCAGGUCCUUCAAGGCUGGUAUAACACUUCGAGUGGAAUUUGGGAUACGGCCGGGUGGUGGAACAGCGCCAAUUGCAUGACCAUCGUCGCGGACCUGGCUGCCUUGGAUCCAUCAGUGAUCAAUACGGCGACGUAUGUCUUCAACCAUACCUUCACCGUGGGGCCAGUGUCGAACCCCAACCCCGGGCCGGAGACAAAGACCGUCUUCACACGCGACAGCCAACCAUCAAACGCCGUCAAUGCCUCGGAAUGGCUUGCCCAGGCCUACGAUGAUGAUGGAUGGUGGGCUCUGGCGUGGAUUGCCGCAUGGGAUAUCACAAAGGAGGAGAACUACCUCGAGCUCGCUGAGGAAAUUUUUGAGAGCUUGGCCAAAGCGUGGGGAACGAACUGCGGUGGAGCAGGUCUUCCCUGGAGUCCUGUCAGUACGUAUGUGAACUCGAUUACGAACGAGCUCUUCCUCUCUAUCGCGGCGCAUCUGGCGAACCGAGUCCCGGACCGAAAAUCAUACUAUGUGAGCUGGGCCCAGAAAGAAUGGGAUUGGUUCGCCGCUCAGGGAUUCAUCGGAGAGAACGGUACCAUCAACGAUGGACUACUGGGAGACUGCCAGAACAACGGUGAUACCGUGUGGACCUACAAUCAAGGCGUGGUUCUCGGCGGCCUAGUUGAACUCAACAAAGCAGCACCCAACGACACGUACUUGCCCUCUGCCAACAAGAUUGCAAAGGCAGCCAUUGAAUCAUUGACAGAUUCAAACGAUAUCUUACACGAAGCCUGUGAGCCGGAAUGUCUUCCAGACGGAACCCAGUUCAAGGGAAUCUUCGCCCGCAAUCUCGCCAUGCUGCAGAAGGCAUCUCCGAAUGCGAUUUACAGCAAUGUCAUCACCGCCUGGGCAAACAGUAUUUGGAACAAUGAUCGCAAUGAGAAGAACCAGUUCGGUAUUAAUUGGGCAGGCCCCAUUCAAGCGACGGUGGAUGCAUCAACACACAGUUCCGCUCUGGACGCACUUGUUGCUGCGGUUGCUGUCAGUCAUUGA
Messenger RNA from Penicillium olsonii, 1137 nucleotides. The record is from the annotation of a GenBank genome assembly. NCBI's taxonomy places the organism in Eukaryota, Fungi, Ascomycota, Eurotiomycetes, Eurotiales, Aspergillaceae.